Molecule: messenger RNA, 763 nt
Organism: Meleagris gallopavo (turkey)
Lineage: Eukaryota; Metazoa; Chordata; Aves; Galliformes; Phasianidae
Source: RefSeq, a predicted model, not a curated record
UCUAAUUCCUUCUAUUCCUCUCUACAAAGUAUACCUGCAGUCCCAAGACAUGUCCUGCUACACCCAGUGUGUGCCAUGCCGACCCUGCGGCCCGACCCCUCUGGCCAGCAGCUGCAAUGAGCCCUGUGUCAGGCAGUGCCAGAACUCCACCAUCGCCAUCGAGCCCUCUCCCGUGGUGGUGACCCUGCCCGGACCCAUCCUCAGCUCCUUCCCGCAGAACACCGCUGUGGGCUCCUCCACCUCCGCUGCUGUUGGCAGCAUCCUCAGCUCUGAGGGCGUGCCCAUCACCUCGGGGGGCUUUGACUUGUCCGGCUUGGGCAGCCGCUACUGUGGCAGAAGGUGCCCGCCCUGCUGAAGCCGCUGGCCGUGGUCCGGGAGAAAUUCGUCCAUGAACCACGAACAGGAUGCUGCAUCAAGAAGGAAUUUUCAAGCCACAUCUUUCAGAAUACCUGACCAGCCUCAGAUUUUCUAGGAAAUACUGCCAGGAAGAGGCAAGCAUGGGCUUUCUGACAACCUGGCUCAUGUCUCAGCUUCCAUUCCUCAGUCCACCUACCUAUCUCUGCACUUUUUCUACAGUAUUUUUUCCUAUGAUAUGCGAGGUUCCCCAGAACUAGUCCAUACCCUGCUAGAAAAUAAGGCACAUUCCCUGCAUGAACUCAAACAUGGGAUCAUGUAAGUCCUGUACUGUGAAGCCUCUGCUCGAAGUAAUCUCAUCUUCCUCUGUGAAUAUUCAUUAAAUAUUUCUGCAUUUUAGUUUAUGUCU